AUGUACUUGCCUGGAAUUCAUCUGACCGAAAAUAUAAUUAGAAGCAUUUACCAAAAAGAAAUAAUGAAGAUCAGAUUGGAUAAAACCUAUAUGGGAAUUUGGCAAAUACAUGCCCUUUCAAGUGUGUUAUGCACCCCAAUAUAUUCAGUAUAUCCAAAAUUAGGAAAUCCAAACGUACGCCAGGACCUUAAUCGCCUCAUUUUACCUAGAGAAUAUAAACAUAAACAACCUAUUUACAUUUUUUGGACAAGUACAAGGAGUGCCGAUAUGAACAACGAGCACUGGGUACCAAACCAUUUUGUUCCUAUCUUACCUAUAGACAACAUCAUUAUAGAAGACAAUGGACGUAAAGAAUUCAAAACUGAAAACAUAGAUACAAUCGAAGAUCAAAAUCAACAUGAAAAGGAAAAAGAAGGAAAAAGUGAAAUUAUAAAUGCAAAUGUAGAGGGAAAUAAAAUAGAAGUGAAAUCUUGGUUUAUAGAGGAAAUUAAAGUAGAAUCUGGAAAUUUAACGGAAAAGGGAAGAGAAGUUAAAAAUGAAGAGAAAAGUGAAGAAGAAUCUAAAAAUCAAGAAAACAAUAAAGGAGAAUCUGAAAAUGUAGGCUGUCUACAGAGCCAAACAGAUAAAGGACAGAGAACCAGUCUAUCUGAAAAUGAAGAGAACAAUAAAGAAGAAUCGGAAAAUCUAGAGAACAAUAACAAAGAAUCUGAAAAUAUAGAGAACAGUAUAGAAUCUGAAAAAGUAGAGAAAGGUGAAGAAUCUGCAAUUGCAGAGAAUAAAGCAGAAAAAAUUGAAAAUGUACAGAAAAUUGAGGAAAAAUCAAUAAAUGAAGAUGAAAAGGAAGAAUCUAAAAAGAAAACUGAAGAAAACCCUGAAAAGGAAGAAUCUAAAAAUCAAGAAAACAAUAAAGGAGAAUCUGAAAAUGUAGGCUGUCUACAGAGCCAAACAGAUAAAGGAAAGAGAACCAGUCUAUCUGAAAAUGAAGAGAACAAUAAAGAAGAAUCGGAAAAUCUAGAGAACAAUAACAAAGAAUCUGAAAAUAUAGAGAACAGUAUAGAAUCUGAAAAAGUAGAGAAAGGUGAAGAAACUGCAAUUGCAGAGAAUAAAGCAGAAAAAAUUGAAAAUGUACAGAAAAUUGAGGAAAAACCAAUAAAUGUAGAUGAAAAGGAAGAAUCUAAAAAGAAAACUGAAGAAAACCCUGAAAAGGAAGAAUCUAAAGAGAAAAAUGAAGAAGAAUCUGAAAAUGUAGAGAAAAAAGAAGAAAAAAUUAAAAAUCAAAGGGAAAAGGAAAUCAAAGUUGAAAAUGCAAAGCAAAGUGACGAAGAAUCUGGUAAAGUGGAGAAUACAAAGCAAAGUGACGAAGAAUCUGGUAAAGUGGAGAAUGCAAAGCAAAGUGACGAAGAAUCUGGUAAAGUGGAGAAUGCAAAUGAAGUUGGAGAAACGAUUGGCAAUCCAUCUGAAAUUGAGAGCCUUACGUGUAAUGAGAAUGACACAAAUUGGAAAGAUGUCCCAGAUCCAUCUAAAUGUGUGGGUAAAUAUGUUGUCAUCAAGUAUGACGAGAAACCAUACCCUGGUGUUGUAGAGGAUGCUGGAGAGAGCGAUAUCUAUGUACAAUGUAUGCACCGAGUGGGUAAAAAAGAUAAUAAUUGCUUUUUUUGGCCUAGAACAAUCAAAGACAAGUGUUGGUAUGAGUUUGAUGAUGUGUUAGCAGUUAUCCCGGAACCUACAAAAAUAGAGGGAUCAUAUUCACACUACAAAAUUGAUCAAGACAUAUGGAAUCAAAUUACAGAUGAACUGAAAUGAAACAAGUUGAUUUCCCAUGGGAUUGUGUCUUUUUAAGUCUAAUAUAUCUAAAACAUAUCUUUUUACAGUAUUGUUUAGUGUAGUUUUGAAAAUAAAUAGACUGAAACAACAUUGGAAGACACUUUAAGACAAUCAGAUGUCCGUCCUGUAACAAGUUGAUGUCCGUCCUGUAACAAGUUGAUUUCCCAUGGGAUUGUGUGACUUCAAUAUCCCUUUUUAAGUCUUAUAUAUAUAAAACAUAUCUUUUACAGUAUUGUGUAGUGUAGUUUUGAAAAUAAAUAGACUGAAACAACAUUGGAAGACACUUUAAGACAAUCAGAUGUCCGUCCUGUAACAAGUUGAUGUCCGUCCUGUAACAAGUUGAUUUCCCAUGGGAUUGUGUGACUUCAACAUCCUUUAUUAAGUCUUAUAUAUAUAAAACAUAUCUUUUACAGUAUUGUGUAGUGUAGUUUUGAAAAUAAAUAGACUGAAACAACAUUGGUAGACACUUUAAGACAAUCAGAUGUCCGUCCUGUAACAAAACAGUCCAUCCAAUAACAAUGAUGUCCUUCCUGUAACAAGCUUUCUUUUACAAUCUGGGAGAAAUAAUAUAUGUUGUAAGAUGAAAUUAUUUAUAUCAUAUCCCACAGUUAAUUAUUUUCAAACUACAAAUAACUUAAUUAGCUAUGAAAAUUUCCAUUUUAUACUCGUAACAAUACUUUUUUUGUAACAUAAUAUUAAAAUGUAAAAUUUCAAUGCAUCAAAUGAAAACAAAACAAGCAUAAUCUAAUGUAAAUGAUGUUUUUUUUAGUUUCAGUGUGUGAAAUAUGUAUUUAAGGAUUACACACAAAAAAAUGUUUAGCUCUAAAGUAUAAAACAAAUAUUUUAUGGACCUACACAUAUGUUGUUACAGGAAGGACAUUUUUCGUCAUCCAUACCAUUUCGAUCACAAUAUUUUAUAUGUUUAACAUUUGAUUAAGGUUGCAUAUUUUGUUUGUUAACUUCUUAUAUGUCAUAGUUUUAUAGAACAUAAUAAAAUUUUGGAUUCCU
Molecule: messenger RNA, 2832 nt
Organism: Mytilus californianus (California mussel)
Lineage: Eukaryota; Metazoa; Mollusca; Bivalvia; Mytilida; Mytilidae
Product: golgin subfamily A member 6-like protein 22
Exons: 1
Coding region: 1-1803 (600 amino acids)
Biological process (GO): regulation of transcription by RNA polymerase II
Cellular component (GO): chromatin
Source: RefSeq, a predicted model, not a curated record